AUGCUUGCCUGCCAAUUGUGGAGAUUAUUAAAGAAUCGAGAUUCGCUUUGUUUUAAAGUGCUAUUGGCGAAGUACUUUCCAUCCGGAAGUUUCUUUGAUGCUUCUAUCGGUACCAACCCGAGUUACAUAUGGAGGAGUUUGUUUGCAACUCAUGAUUUGAUGAGAAGGGGAGUGAGGAAGGUGAUCGGUCCUGAUGAAGCGGCUCCGAAGGGUUUAAUUAACACAAUUGUUAAUCAGUUACUUGAACCAAACUUAAGAGAGUGGGACUUAGGGCUUCUUAAUGACAUGUUCUCCAGGCAAAAGGUUGAGAGGAUUUUGAAAGUCCCGUUGUUCCACUAUAGAGAAGAGGAUUACUGGACCUGGUCGCCUGAGAAAAGAGGGAAUCAUUCAGUUAAGACUGGGUAUCGUCUUUUGCAUGGGGAAAUUGUAGAAUCAGUUGAGCAUGUUCUUUAUCACUGUCAUGUUGCUAGAAACUGUUGGCGGAGAUUGGGAGUUCAGGUGCCUGAUGAUGACAGUGAGGACAUAAAGAUCUGGUUGUAUCAAACUCUUAAUUCCAUAAAUAAUAAUGAGAAGAACGAUGUGGCGAUGGUCUGUUGGAAACUUUGGUUGCACCAUAAUGAUGUCGUCUGGAACGACAAGUGGAGUUCUCUGGAGCUAAUCGUUAAUUCAGCAGCCAGUGAUUUAGCUGCAUGGCAGUUUGCUCAAAAAAAGAAUGGUCAGCAGUUGUCCUCCAGUUUGGGAAACGAUGAUGGUUUGACUGUGUGGAGAGCUCCUUCUAGAGGGUGGCUGAAAGCCAAUGUUAGCGCUUCCGUUUUUUUAGACGAGAGCGGUAUAGGCGUUUCCUGCGUAAUCAGAGACGAUGAUGGUCGACUGCUCCAAGCAAGGACUGCUGCGUUUCAGGGUUCUUCUUCUGCUUGA
Molecule: messenger RNA, 918 nt
Organism: Mercurialis annua (annual mercury)
Lineage: Eukaryota; Viridiplantae; Streptophyta; Magnoliopsida; Malpighiales; Euphorbiaceae
Exons: 3
Coding region: 1-918 (305 amino acids)
Source: RefSeq, a predicted model, not a curated record